AUGGCUAUGGUUCAAAGGGCUGCAGAUGUACCACAUGGUAAAUCAGAAUCUGAGCAAAGAAUCUUGAAUGAAACUUUGAAGGUUUGAACUUGACAAUGAUUGCUUUAUUUAACUGCAAUGAUUACAUGAAAGUCAAAGAAAGUGUCAAAAUUCUUACUGAGGAUUUAAAGAUUUACCUCCAUUAAUUCCCAACAUGUGGGAUAAAUUCAGAUUCAUAUGAUUAUUUACUGUUUGACAUUUACUGAUUUUAUGAAAUGUAAAAUGUAUUGUCUGAUUCAAAGGAAUGGUCAGUAUAUGGGGGAGAAAGAUACACCUCACUUUGCAAUGAUUCAAGAAAUACAGGAGUGUACUUAAGAGAGUUGGUAUUUCUUUUGGGAGAAAAAGUAAGUAAAUCUAUUAAACUAAAAUAUUUGUAAAUGUCCUAUUUAUUUUUUGCUCAUCUAACUGGGAACACUAUCUUCUUUAUUGCACUUUGAAGAAUUUAAUUUGUCUGCUGAAUGAUGUGGAAUUAAAAAAUACUACUUGAUCAUAAUUGAACUAAUUACCCCUAAUCUUGAGGAAGACAUUACAAGACAUCUAUUAAACUACUAUUCCCCCUAGCCAAAGUGCAUGUCAAAAACUAGGUAAUGAGCUUAUUGCAAGGUAAGUACUACUGCUAAUAGCUGAGCCUCUGGUGUUAGAGUUGCCAUGUUAUCAGGUAACAUUAACCAUCCUGAUAUUUUACCGCUUUAAGGUCAAAGAAAUGGCUUUCUUAAAGGAGGUGUUACCCCAGACACUGAAUUAUCCCGACCAUCCUUAAUUACAAUUAUGGAAAUAUUCAAUAAUUGUUGAUUAUGAGAUCUGAAUUUAAUUUCUGUCAAUUCAAAAAUUGUUUGCAGAUGUUAUCAAUGGAGAUUUUACCUGUAAUAUUGAUUAUCUGGAACACACUUUUCCCAUAACAACUACUGCUUUCUGCUCAAAAAUCCUACCUUGUCUUGUUUGUAUUGUAUUGGGACUGAAGAGAAAAGUAUUCUACUUUUGGAAUGGGGUCAAUCAAUUUAUGCUUAUCUACUUUUUUCUUGGAAAUAGGAGUUUUGUUGAAAUAGAAUGACAGAACUGGCCUACUGAAAUGGUAUCUGACACCUCAGCAAAUGUUAGUCCCUUAAUUUAAAUAGAUUAUUGAUGGUUAUCAACAAUUGUUAAAAAAAUUGAUUUUGAUGAUGUAAAUGAUCAUCAUCUGAUUGUUUUAAAUGUCGGUAAUGGUAUCAGAAAGUAUCAAAUAAUAUUGAAGUUUUUUCCUAGAUUGAUCCUGUAAUAUUGGAGGAGUACAAGCAAAUGAAAAGAUUUAGAAAUUCUAUGUCAUUGAUUAAGGAGAAAGGUUUGUGAGAGACACCUUAAACAGGUUUGACAUUUUGAUCAACCACAUAAUCAUCUACAAAUUGUGUUCUUCAGAAGUCCCCUGUCAUAUGUUCUUCUGUUAGAUAUAGUGCUAGUAAUAGUAGUUAAUUUAAUUUAAAUUGGUAUUACUGAGCCUGUGGAACCCUCAACAAUUAUCACUACCAAAGUCAUGUUUGCAUACAAUGUAAGUUUCUCCUUUUGCUGCAGGUCAUUUAAUUUUGACUAAGUUCAGAAAACCUCUUUUUCAGUUUAAUAAGGAAAAUACUCUGUACUUGACAAGGUUUUCUAUUCUUAAGCCGAGAGAUUAACUGCAAACUCCUAAUUUGUAUGAAAUCUCUCUGUUUAGGCUUGACAGAUGGAAAUGGUCUGAUAAAAGAUGCUGUUUCUUUUCUUGCACCAAUCAUCGAUCCACCAAAAUUUGGGACAUGGCUUCUUGAACAGGUACAAGCUGCUUCCUGUUUUAUUUGUCAGUUUUCCAUGUAGUUUUUGUGAAAUUGAGAGGGUUAUUUUAUGCUGACCAAGUCUAACAAAGUAAUACUUUUUUUUGGAAAUUAGUCAUGAGAUUGUAGAGUAAGGUUAGUUUGCUGUGAUGAUGACCUUUAAUUAGAAUGUAAAAACCAUCCCAAUGUACUAGUUCAUAUUUGUAAAACUGUUACAAUACAAUAGCUCCCUUUCCCCUGUUGAGUGGUUAAAAUAUCUUCUCAUACUGUGGCUGUGCAUAAUAACAAAUGAUCAUAACCAAAGAUGGCUAAUGGAGAGCCUUUGCAGAACUCAUGGCAAGAGAGAGUCAACCAUGUGUAUUGAAAAAAUAAAUGAAUAAAGCAAAGAAAGAAGGUCACUUUCAAAUACAUGAUCACUUUUUAACAGUAAAAUUUAAAUUCAUUAUCCCUUGUGAAAAAAAUUAUCUUUAUCAGUGAUGGUCUGUUUUACCUAAAAACAAAAACCAACAUAGUGAUUCUCUUGACCAAAUUCUUGUGUUUUUUUUUUCAGUGCAAAAGGAAAGGGGCACACUUUAUACAAGGUGCCAUUAGAGGACCACUGACAGAGCAGGGGGAUGCUCUGCGAAUGACAUAUGGUGUUCAGUUUAUUGUGAACUGUUCAGGCUUAGGCUCAAUAGAGUUAGCUGGAGAUCAAGGAAUGUUCCCAGCAAAGGGUAAUGGGUUUUCUUCUCCUUAGAAAGUUAAUUUAUUUCAAUUGCUAUAGUCCUUCUGGCCAUUGAAAAGUGGAUCUAUGAUGGAUCAUAUUGUUGAUGGUAGAAAUGAGAUUUAGAUAAUGGAAAGGAGUCCAAAUGUUCUAACAAAAAUAAACAACAAAUGCCUCUCAUACAACUGAGACCUCAUCACUGGAAGUCCAAGCUUGAAAAAAAAAAAGCAUGAAGCCAACUUGAAAUUUAUUGAGACUAACUGUGUGUAACAUAUCUUUACAGGGAUUCUCUUGAAGGUAAAAAACGAUGGCAGUUUAUUUCCUAAGAUUGAAUUUUGUGUGGAAGGGAAGCAUACAAGCUUUGGACAUGAUGAAUCAGGACAAGAAAUUUUUGGUCAUCCAUAUCUUUUCCCCAGAGGUAGAGCAAUUAAUUGCCAUGAUAUAUUAUAAUGAUGAAAGCUAUCAUUUUUAUUGUUAUCAUUAUUUUAAAAUUUAAAAAUUUAAUAUUAGAAUGCAAUUCCUUUAACCAUGGUCAUGCACCUACACAAAACUGACCCAACUGUUGCAGGAAAUGAGCAAUAAACCCAAUGGCAUAAUUUUGAUUAGGUGAACACUGUCACAGAUGUGGAAUUAUAAACAGUGGUUAAAAGUACAGUAUCUGCUGUGCAUUUUACUCUGUGGAUGAUGAGAGCAGAGUAACACAAAUCAGAGAGCUACCAACAUUCUUGUUCCCAUGGCCAUUUUUUUCUUUGGAUCACAUGCCUUGAUGUAAGGAGAAAGGAGGGACUUUAGUAGACUGAAGUAUCUCUUUUGGGAAAGGUGAUAGAUAAUUAGAUACUAGAUAGAUAUGGAGCAGGCACCUUGUGUCUUUAUUUUUCUUUUUAGGAAUUGGUUAGUGUCUUUGCGGACUCAUUUGUGUGUUAUGGAAACUUCUUUCUUUUUGGAAAUUAUAGAAUUAUUUGUGCUUUGGGAAAUGGAUUUGUAAUUAAGUUAAUUGUUUUAGCUUUGAGGCCUAAUUUAGGCCCACAGUCAUGCAGCUUAAUUCUAUGCACAGAAAAGUAAACAGUCUGUUUUCAUUUCUCUCAACUGUAUGGCAGCUAUAACUAUGAACUUAGAUAUUUUACUCGUUGAUUUGUGCUUUUUUAUGUAGCAUUAAGUUUUACUAAUACUGCCAGAUCCAUUGCAACUAAUACAAUUGUAAUACAUGUGUUUCUAAACAGUACUCCAAUUAUUCAGGUUUAUGAUAGUUUUAAGUUGCAUUUUUAUCGUUUGGCUUAUAGCUAAUUCAUUUGUAGAAAUCAAAUGUCCAGCUUGUUUCAAUUUAUGCUCUUGCAGGUGAAGAUACACUGAUGUUUGGCUCAUUCUAUCAGCUAAAUCGGUGGGACUGCAGUGCAUCUAUUACAGCUCCAUAUGUCCAAUCCAUGAUCAGACAAUGCAAGGAUCUCUGUCCGUGCCUGAAUUCUCUUAGGGAUAGUGAUUUCCAGGUUACUGUUGGCAUUCGACCUGGAAGAAAACCUGGACUUAGAAUAGAACAAGAUCCUUUAGAACCCCGGAUAUUUCAUAAUUAUGGUCAUUAUAGGUGGGGAAUGACAUUAAACUGGGGAAGUGCUAGAGAUCUUGUUUAUCUUAUUGAGAAUGAGGCAAAUAGGAUCCAAAAUGCCAAAGGGAAAGGAAAAUCAGCUGUUGCCAAACUGUAGCUGGAGAGGUUAAGCCUGGAGCAAUCUUAACUUACAUGUAACUCUGGAAAAAAAUUGUGUACAGUGACACUGUUAUCAAGCAAAACCCACAUUAUAAGCACAUGAAAUCAAUUGAAUUGAGCUGUUUUAAGUGAGACCCAAGACCAGCAUUUAGAGGACAGCUCGAGAUGUUUUACUGUAGAGUUUUAAUGUUUCAGGGAAACUAAAGAACUUUAUAAUCCCAUAACUGAUAAAAGAAAUUUUCAUAGCCCUGUAGUAUUAUUGUAGAUUAGUGUUCACUAUAUAUUAUUAUAUUAUUAUAUGUAUUUAUAUAAUAUACAUUACAUUGUCUGUGUGAAAAUUAUUUUUAUGGGAACAUUUCCUUUUAAAUAGCUAAUAAGAGUGGACCAGUGAGAACUGUUUGAAUUUUGAAUUUAUAAGCCCUUUGCACUAGAAAUUAAAAAAUUGGCAAAAGUAACUAGGUUCACAGAUACGUGUUCUUGCACUCCUCUUGUAGCCAACAUUUCCCAAUUGCUGAUCAAACAUUCCAUAUUUUGCUUCUAGAAAGCUAAAAUCAUUAGAGUAAGUUCUCAAUCAAGAGUGUAAAGUAGGAAAAUAAACACACUCCACCCCCAUGUUACUGCUGAUUCAAAGAUAGUAAAUGACAUCGGAUCUAUAUACUAUUUGUUUUACGGUGGUGACGGUAUUAUCAUUGUUACUAUUUUUACCUUAAAAAUACAAUUUAUCGGCAAUAGCAUGUUUUCUCUAUCCACAAACCAUUCUCAUGGGGUAAAACAAGAAUGACCAUGAAAAUGCCACAGCCAUAAGCCCAAACAAAUUCCUUUUCUCAUUAUUGCCACAGAGAUUACACUGCGAUUCAACUUUUUUAAAAUUUUGAAGAAAUUGAGUUGUUGUCAAUCAAUUCAUAUUAAACGAUUUCCAUCUCUGCUGGUGGGCAUAAUCUUUCAUCUACUUCUUAACUUACUUUAACUGGUCUCUUUCAGUUUAUAUAAUGAAAUAAAAUAAAUCACGUAAAUGUCAAACUAUGUAGCCUGGGAGAUACCCAUUCGUAGUUUAUAAUAAGGGAUCACAGACUAAUACAGAAAACAAAACUUAGAUGGCAAAGAUAUCUUUAAUCAAAUAUGAAUAAUACUAAAUGCAGUCUAAGAUUUUUGAAAAAUAAUACUAAACAUAUCUGAUACCUAUCAACAGCUGAAAUAGUCUAUUAUAUAACAACCUAAUUUAUAAUAGAAUGACAUUCUUUAAUUAAAGUGCUUG
Messenger RNA from Pocillopora meandrina, 5474 nucleotides. Lineage: Eukaryota; Metazoa; Cnidaria; Anthozoa; Scleractinia; Pocilloporidae. The record is from the annotation of a GenBank genome assembly.